This is a messenger RNA of Prorocentrum cordatum, 1165 nucleotides long. The record is from the annotation of a GenBank genome assembly. NCBI's taxonomy places the organism in Eukaryota, Dinophyceae, Prorocentrales, Prorocentraceae.
UUUCGGCUCGAGUUAUUUACAGCAAGCCAGUGUGCGACGCAAGUUGUUUGGGAUUUUCCAGGCAUCAUGGCUGCGGAUUUCACUCUGGAGGAGGUGCAGAAGCACAACACCCCAGAGGAUGCUUGGGUGAUCGUGGACGGCACCAUCUACGAUGUCACCAAGUUCGCGAAGAUGCACCCCGGCGGCAGGAUGACGCUGCUGGACUACGCGGGCCAGGACGCGACGGAGGAUUUCUUCGCGCUGCACCGGCACGAGGUGCUCGCGAAGUACACGCGCCUCGUGAAGGGUCGCGUGGCUGGCUCCAAAACGGCGCUGGCCACGGCCGUCGAGCAGAAGAAGCAGUUCAGCGCCGUGCCGUACGCGGAGCCGUCGCAUCUGCAGGGAAUGACGUCCCCGUACUUCAAGGAGACCCACAUUGCCCUGCGGAAGGCGCUGCGCGCUUGGUGGGUCGAGAACAUGUACGAGGACGCCAUGAAGUGCGAGGCCGACAGCUCGGUGCCAGACCGGGAACUCCGGAUCAAGGCGGGCGACAUGGGCAUCCACGCCAUGAGCCAGGGACCUGGCCAGCACCUCAAGUACACGCCCAAUGGCCUCAUGGGUGGCAUCGUCUCCGCGGAGGAAUUUGAUUACUUCCACGAGCUGGUGGUCCAGGAGGAACGCGUCCGCCUGAUGUGCCCAGGCUGGGAGGACGGCAUGGACGCGGCCAACUCGAUCGGCGUGCCGGUGGUCAUCAAGUACGGCCCUUCGUGGAUGAAGGACGAGCUCCUCCCGGCCAUCUUCCGCGGGGAGCAGACGUGCUGCCUGGCCAUCAGCGAGGCGUUCGCUGGGAGCGACGUCGCGGCCCUGCGCACAACCGCCGUGCUGGACGCGUCGGGAGAGAACUACAUCGUGAACGGCACCAAGAAGUGGAUCACUGGCGGCAUGUACGCGGACUACUUCGUGACCGCGGUGCGCACCGGCGGCGCCGGCGCAGGGGGCAUCUCCAUGCUCCUGGUCAAGCGCGACGACACGGUGCAGACGAAGAUCAUCAAGUCGAAGUACUCCAGCGCCGCAGGCACUGCCUUCGUCACCUACGAGGGCACCGUGGUGCCCAAACGGAACGUCUUCGUCAAGGAGAACAAGGGGUUCCAGAUCAUCAUGUCGAACUUUAACCACGAGCGCUGGA